AUGGGUCUUUUUUCAAGAAAACGGGACCAUACGCCUGCUGUGUCCAAGGAGAAACUUAUUCCAUGUGAUAAGAUAUUUCUGGACCCACCUGCCAAGUAUGGUAGCACUACUUCAUUGGAACCACUCAGUGAAGAUCAAAAUGAAAAAUAUAGAGCUGUCUUGCGACAUUUCGAGGACAAGAGCUUGGAAUUGCCGGAAAAUCUUAACAAUCUUGAUGAUGGGACGAAUGCCAAUUCUAGACCGUUGAGUGAUUGGGAAAAAUUUUGGCUUUCCAGGGAGUGUCUCCUAAGAUACCUAAGGGCCAAUAAAUGGAACACCGCCAAUGCCAUAAAGGGCCUGACCAAAACUUUGGUUUGGAGGAGAGAAAUUGGACUCACGCAUGGUAAAGAAGACAAAGAUCCUCUAACCGCAGAAAAAGUUGCUGUUGAGAAUGAAACUGGUAAAGAAGUUAUUUUAGGCUUUGAUAACGCUAAGAGGCCUCUGUAUUACAUGAAAAAUGGUCGUCAAAACACUGAAUCUUCAUUCAGGCAAGUUCAACAGCUGGUUUACAUGAUGGAGGCUGCAGUAACCGUUGCUCCUCAGGGCGUGGAAAAAAUCACGGUUUUGGUAGAUUUCAAAAGUUACAAGGAGCCAGGCAUCAUCACCGAUAAGGCUCCUCCCAUCUCCAUUGCCAGAAUGUGCUUGAACGUUAUGCAAGAUCAUUAUCCUGAAAGGUUAGCCAAAUGUGUCUUAAUUAACAUUCCAUGGUUUGCGUGGGCCUUUUUAAAAAUGAUGUAUCCGUUCCUUGACCCUGCCACUAAAGCGAAGGCCAUCUUCGAUGAACCAUUUGAAAAUCAUAUAGAGCCAUCUCAACUGGAUGCUUUAUACAACGGCCUGUUAGAUUUCAAAUAUAAACAUGAAGUUUACUGGCCGGACAUGGUCAAAAAAGUUGACGAUUUACGAUUGGAACGUUUUGAUAGAUUUUUAAAGUUCGGCGGCAUUGUUGGAUUAAGUGAAUAUGAUACCAAGGGCCAACAUGAAGAAUUAAAAUAUCCUGUCGAUAUGGUUAUUUAA
Molecule: messenger RNA, 1053 nt
Organism: Saccharomyces kudriavzevii IFO 1802
Lineage: Eukaryota; Fungi; Ascomycota; Saccharomycetes; Saccharomycetales; Saccharomycetaceae
Gene: PDR17
Product: phosphatidylinositol transporter
Exons: 1
Coding region: 1-1053 (350 amino acids)
Molecular function (GO): phosphatidylinositol transfer activity
Source: RefSeq, a predicted model, not a curated record